CAGCUCCGGGAGAGGCUCAGCCCGGCGCCCGCGCCCCGCGCCCGCAGCCCGCCCAGGCGGAGUCAGCCCGCGCUCCGCCCGCCGCGCUCCGGGCUCGGAGGUCCGGUCUCCGGGCUCGCCGCCUCCGGGGCCGGCUCCGCACCCCCGCGCCCCGCGCCCCGCGCCCCCGCGGGCGGAGCGCACCAUGCCGCAGCUGGACUCGGGCGGGGGCGGCGCGAGCGGCGGCGACGACCUCGGCGCGCCGGACGAGCUGCUGGCCUUCCAGGACGAGGGCGAGGAGCAGGACGACAAGAGCCGCGACAGCGCCGUGGGCCCCGAGCGCGACCUGGCCGAGCUCAAGUCGUCGCUGGUCAAUGAGUCCGAGGGCGCGGCCGGCGACGCUGGGGUCCCGGGGGCGGGCGCCAGGGCCCGCGGCGAGGCCGAGGUCGGGGCCGAGGCUCUCGGGCGGGAACACACUUCGCAGAGACUUUUCUCCGACAAACUUCCAGAGUCUCUGGAAGAUGGCCUGAAGGCCCCGGAGUGCGCCAGCGGCAUGUACAAAGACACCGUCUACUCCGCCUUCAAUCUGCUCAUGCACUACCCACCCCCCUCGGGAGCAGGGCAGCACCCCCAGCCGCAGCCCCCGCUGCACAAAGCCAGUCAGCCUUCCCACGGCGUCCCCCAGCUCUCUCCUCUCUAUGAACAUUUCAGCAGUCCGCACCCCACACCUGCACCAACUGACAUCAGCCAGAAGCAAGGAGUUCACAGGCCGCUGCAGACCCCUGACCUCUCCGGCUUCUACUCUCUGACCUCGGGCAGCAUGGGACAGCUCCCCCACACCGUCAGCUGGUUCACCCACCCACCCCUGAUGCUAGGCUCGGGUGUACCUGGUCACCAUGCUGCCAUCCCCCACCCAGCCAUUGUGCCCCCUUCAGGGAAGCAGGAACUGCAGCCCUAUGACCGCAGCCUGAAGACGCAGGCAGAAUCCAAGGGAGAGAAGGAAGCCAAGAAGCCAACCAUCAAGAAGCCACUCAACGCCUUCAUGCUGUACAUGAAGGAGAUGAGAGCCAAGGUCAUUGCAGAGUGCACGCUCAAGGAGAGUGCUGCUAUCAACCAGAUACUGGGCCGCAGGUGGCACGCGCUGUCGCGGGAAGAGCAGGCCAAGUAUUAUGAGCUGGCCCGCAAGGAGAGGCAGCUGCACAUGCAGCUAUACCCAGGCUGGUCGGCGCGGGACAACUAUGGGAAGAAGAAGAGGCGGUCAAGGGAAAAGCAUCAGGAUUCCAACACAGACCCUGGCUCGCCUAAGAAAUGCCGUGCUCGCUUUGGCCUCAACCAGCAGACGGAUUGGUGUGGUCCGUGCAGGAGGAAAAAGAAAUGCAUUCGGUACUUACCCGGAGAAGGCCGCUGCCCCAGCCCCGUUCCUUCCGAUGACAGUGCUCUAGGCUGCCCCAAGUCCCCAGCCCCCCAGGACUCACCCUCAUACCUCCUGCUGCCCCACUUCCCCACAGAACUGCUCGCUAGCCCUGCGGAGCAGCGCCUACAUCACCAGGUCUCUCAGCCGCCCUCAGCCUCCCAGCCCCCUGGGCCCCCUAGGCCUCUCACAGCGACCUGCAGAGUACACAGGUACAGCAACCGCAAUCGCAGAGAAAGGCAGCCUAGCGUGCACGGGACACACAGCUUCCUCCAGGAGCCCACUCUCUGAGAAGAGACGGCAGAGCCCCAAAGCACGUGGAAACCGGCCAGGGGCCCUGUUAACUCUCUCUCAGGGUCCCAGCCCCAGAGAGUUCAGAGGCUGCCCAACUUCUGCCUGAACCUGGGGCCAUCAAUUCAAACUGCUCCAAGUAGCUGGCAUCAGGUCUGUGCUGUGUCAUCUGAUUCAGAGCAUCCCUCAUGCCUCUGGCAGACUGCAUCUAUUUCUACCAUCUGUCUUGCUAGCCAAAUGCCCCUGAUCCCCUUUCUGCUUUAGUCUAUAGAUGGGCUGGACUGAGCCAAACUGCUUUCCCUAUCCCACCCCAGCCCCAUCCCUGCCACGCCCUCCCCAUACCAGAUACUUCAUGGACCAAGAAAGAGCUGGGUUACCCAACAACACGUGAGCAGGUCACAACCACAAAGCUCAAGACGACAGUGCUUCUCCCUCAAGGGCCUGGAGAAGCCCUGUUUACAGAAAAUCAGCUGCUGUCUGUAAGCUGGACCAGGGGAAGCCUUUUGCCACAUUCUCAGGACCUUACAAGAAGAGAAGUGAAUGGAACAGGUUAGGUUUAGACCUAUCACAAGGGUAACAGGAAUAACCUGACACUACCUUACAGACAAGUGGGGGCGGGGGCGGGGAAUGUUCCAGUUUAAAUCACUUGGAAAUGUUCCUGAGAAACUCAACCGCCUAAGAAGCCCUGAUAACAAAUGCCCCAGUCACUAGAGGCUGCAACCAACAGUUCAACUAAGUCAGGGCUUGAAAUCCAGCAUGCACCCCUACCCACUUUUGAGAGCCUUUCUCAUGACUGAUUUCCCAUUCAUUCACUGUCUAGCCAGCUCUUAAACAGUUGUGAGAGGGGCAAACCACACCUCACACCGAGCCAGUGCCUAUCUUCUAGCAUGAACCUAGGUUCCCUGUGAGGCUGCAGGAAGGAAGACCGUGAUAACCAAAGCAAGAAGCCCAAAAAAAUCUCCUAUAGUGGACAGUGGGUUUUCACCACAGCCUACUUUAACCCAUUUCUGAGCCAAGCUUCAACCCUGAGCCUUACACAAUAUUUUUUUUUUUUGGCCACUCACGGCAGGUAGAAGUUUCUAGACCAGGGACUGAACCUGCACCACAGCAGUGACCCAAGCCACUGCAGUGAAAAUGCCAGGUCCUUAACCCACUGAGCCACAAGACAACUCCAAACAAUCUUUAAAAUUUAACUUAGUUGGAGUUUUGUUUUGACUGUACAUAGCCUGAACAGCAAAGAAAAAGGGCUAUCCCCAUACCCCACACACCCCUCAACAAAAGCCUUUAGUUCUUUCUUUAGCCACUGGCUUCUCAGAAUCCAAAGAGCCUAUGUUCUAGUUUAGCGCCACAAGAAUUCUUGGGAGAAAAAAGGACCACUGUAGUAUUCAAAAUAUUUUUGUAUUGUUAAUGCGUAUCAUAGAAGAACUUUUCUGACAUGAGAAUAAAGAUACUUUUUACUGGGUUUCUUUUUCGAAGCUUGACCCUGAGGAAUAAGCUGUUUCAAUAACAAGAGGAUGACAUGUUCCUCUGCUUCUCCACAGCCACCAAACAUGAGCUUUACUCUUAGUACGCAUGUUCUCAAGAAUCAACCCACGCAAGCCAGGGAUUACUCCCGUCCCCUCUCCUUAAGGGCCAUGGGCACUGCUCCAACCCAGACAACAGGGCUCAUCGAGGUGUAAGCUCCCGUUCCACGCCCUGAUCUUAACCCCCUAAUCCUCUGGCCUCACACCUGAUGCAGGCACAGGCCCGCCUGCCUCCACCGCUCAUUUGAGAAUGGGGUGGAAACUGGUACCUACGGUCCUUAAGCCCCAACCAGAGAGAGAAGCACAUCACCACCAGGUUCCAGUUUCCUCUGAAGGCAGAGAGAAAAGAAAACACAAGUAUACAUCCUAUUUUGAGGAAAACAAAACACAGGCAUCUUUUAUAACCUGGUAUCAUCAUAAAAUCUAUAAGGAAGGUAUUUUAAAUAGCACCCUUUCCUCCCAAAGACUGUUUAAGGUACAUGAAGCAUUUCCUAAAGUAUUUCUGUUAACUUCUCGAGCCCCGUCAUGAAUGUAAAAGGCGUCAUAAAGCCAGCGCAGUCAGUCAAGCAGCAGAUAUAAAUGUUGGGCAAGAAGUUAUCACAACCAGGCACGGGGCCACUGUCAUGUAUUGUAAUUUCCAUUUCACUGAGUUACACUUUUUGAAUUUUAUGUUUAAAAAUAUUUAUAAAUAAAGUCAUCUUCCAGAGUAGUGUCUAUUUAAAGUAGGCCACUGGAAGUUGUAAUCCUA
This is a messenger RNA of Phacochoerus africanus (Common warthog), 3952 nucleotides long. It is a transcript of the gene TCF7, whose product is annotated as transcription factor 7. The record is from RefSeq and is a predicted model, not a curated record. Gene Ontology annotation, biological process: regulation of transcription by RNA polymerase II; canonical Wnt signaling pathway. Gene Ontology annotation, cellular component: beta-catenin-TCF complex. Gene Ontology annotation, molecular function: DNA-binding transcription factor activity, RNA polymerase II-specific; RNA polymerase II cis-regulatory region sequence-specific DNA binding. NCBI's taxonomy places the organism in Eukaryota, Metazoa, Chordata, Mammalia, Artiodactyla, Suidae.